Messenger RNA from Cyphomyrmex costatus, 795 nucleotides. RefSeq lists its product as uncharacterized. The record is from RefSeq and is a predicted model, not a curated record. The transcript has 2 exons. Lineage: Eukaryota; Metazoa; Arthropoda; Insecta; Hymenoptera; Formicidae. The annotation marks the transcript as partial.
AUGGAACCAAUUGCGAAAUUAUUUUGGAAAAAGCUAAGAGAAAUAAAGGCAAAACCGGCCAGUGGAUCAGGUGGAGGAGAAAAAGCUAAAAAAGUAGAAUGGUAUCUCAUGGGACUUAUGUCAUUUUUGAUCCCACAUAUUAGUCACCAAAGAGGUCGUAGUUCUAUGGGAAAUCAACAUUUGUCUACAUCAUGUACAUUAUUCAAAAUUUCUUCCUGUGUACCACAGUCAUUUGUAAGCAGCAAAGGAUGCAUCAUUGAGUCUGUACAGAACAAUAGUGUAGAUGUUAUUAAUGAUAAUGCUAGCUCAGAAUGUGAGAGUUUUGUGCAGAACGAUAGUGUAGAUAUUGUUAUUGACAAUAAUGCUAGCUCAGGAUGUGAGAGUUUUGUGCAGAAUGUUAGUACAGAUAUUGUUAUUGACAGUAAUAUUAGCUCAAGAUGUGAGAGUUUCGUGCAGAACGUUAGUAAAGAUAUUAUUAUUGACAAUAAUAUUAGCUCAGAGAGUUCUAGGAGCUAUGAUUAUGUUAAAUCAAAGCCUGAAACUAAUUCUGUCAUUUUAAAAAAGAAAAAAGUCGUGCCUGAUUUAGAUGCUUUUGCAAAAAAGAGGCAGAAGAAUGAUAGUCAUGUAGAAAACCUCUUGGCACAGUCAACCUCAGUCUUAAAUAAUCUUGCAACAGUUGUACAUAAAUCUAUUUCUAAAUGUAGUCCUGACGAAAUAAAUGAACAAAAAUAUAAAGCAAAUCUUUUUGCUGAGAGCAUUGUAGCUGCAUUUGAUAAAGUGCCAAUUAUGAAACAA